This is a messenger RNA of Zingiber officinale, 2535 nucleotides long. Its product is annotated as xyloglucan galactosyltransferase KATAMARI1 homolog. The coding region runs from base 495 to 2183 and encodes 562 amino acids. The transcript is spliced from 3 exons. Gene Ontology annotation, molecular function: glycosyltransferase activity. NCBI's taxonomy places the organism in Eukaryota, Viridiplantae, Streptophyta, Magnoliopsida, Zingiberales, Zingiberaceae. The record is from RefSeq and is a predicted model, not a curated record.
ACCCACUGGGACGGAGCUGGCCGACACUUUCCCACAAGAGACCAGAGACUUGCCAAGAGUCUUCGAGAGACCAACGUCCGUCGCUGUCUGCCCGUCCGUGAAUGGUGGCGGUCCGGUGGGUCUGAUGCAAUCUUCCUCUCCGUCAGCAGCGUCCAUCUCUCUCUGAGCCUGGUUGGACGUUUUCCCUCCCGGCGGAGAUUUGAAAGCGGAAAGGAAGCGGGAUUUGAAGUGCCAUUUCAUAUCGUUUUGUGGGGUACCCGGAUCCGUGUUUAGGUGCCCCAUCAAUUUUGUUUGUUUAGGGUUUUUGAAACUGAGAGGGUCGUGAUCAAUGCAAAACUUGUGAUUUUUAGUGAAAACUUGUAGUUGAGCGUUCUGCAGAGCGAUCCGUCAUACUUACUCAGGUCGCACUUCGGUUUUGGAAAGGCUACUAGUCAAAUUGGAUUUGUGGCCUUCAAUUUGGUUGGAUAUAUCUCGAUUGAGAUUCAUCAGUCGAAAUGAGACGGCGAUCGUCCACCUCCAGGCAUCAGGAGGAGAUGGAGAAGGCCAAUGGUAAGCCUCCGCCUAUGCGGUUGUGUUUAUUGGCAACUCUAUCUGCCAUGUUCUGGAUCAUGAUCUUUUACUUUCACUUUGCCGUUCUCAGCGGCAAACCUGAUGCCGAUCAAUCUGUUCUUUACUCCUCUUCUUCCAACCACCACCCGGAAGCAUAUGAAAUGCUCAAACUGGACAAGAUGGAUCAAGGUCUCAAGGGAUUUCCUUUCACACGAGCCCUUCGGACAAUAGAGAACAAGAGUGAUCCGUGCGGUGGGAGGUACAUCUACGUCCAUGAUCUUCCUUCGAGGUUCAAUACCGACAUGCUCACCGAUUGUAGAAAGUUGAGCCUUUGGACCAAUAUGUGCAAGUUCACAAGUAAUGUCGGUAUGGGACCUCCACUAGAGGAUGCUGAUGGAGUUUUCUUGAAUACAGGAUGGUAUGCUACUAAUCAAUUUGCAGUCGAUGUGAUCUUCAACAACCGAAUGAAACAGUAUGAUUGCUUGACAAAAGAUUCAUCCAUUGCCGCUGCUGUUUUUGUGCCUUUCUAUGCUGGGUUCGACAUAGCUCGAUAUCUUUGGGGAUACAAUAUAUCAGUCAGGGAUGCUGCAUCACUUGAAUUGGUUGAUUGGCUCAUGAAGAGGCCUGAGUGGAGUGUGAUGGGGGGUAGAGACCAUUUCUUGGUGGCUGGGAGGAUCACUUGGGAUUUUAGAAGAUUGACUGAUAAUGAAACCAAUUGGGGGAACAAACUUUUGUUCUUGCCAGCCACAAGAAACAUGUCGAUGCUAGUAGUGGAGGCAAGCCCAUGGAAUGCUAAUGAUUUUGGGAUACCAUAUCCUACUUACUUUCACCCGGCGAAGGAUGCUGAUGUUUUCAUUUGGCAGGACAGGAUGAGGAAAUUGAAGCGGAAGUAUCUCUUUUCAUUUGCCGGUGCACCGCGUCCCGACAAUCCAGAGUCAAUUAGAGGCCAGAUCGUAGACCAGUGCAGAAAUUCCAAGAUCUGUAAAUUGUUGGAGUGUGACCUUGGAGAGAGCAAGUGUCACUCUCCAAGCAGCAUAAUGAAGAUGUUCCAGAGUUCUUUGUUUUGCUUACAACCUCAGGGAGAUUCUUAUACAAGGAGAUCGGCUUUCGACUCAAUGUUAGCUGGCUGCAUACCUGUUUUCUUCCAUCCUGGAUCUGCAUAUAUACAAUAUAUAUGGCAUCUCCCAAGAAACUACUCAACUUAUUCUGUAUUUAUCCCCGAGGACGACAUUAGAAAGAGGAAUGUCAGCAUUGAAGAGAGGUUAAAGCAAAUCUCCCCGGACAUCAUCAAACAAAUGCGAGAAACAGUUAUAGGUCUUAUUCCGAAGUUGAUUUACGCCGACCCUAGAUCUAAAAUGGAGACUCUAAAGGAUGCCUUUGAUGUGUCUGUACAAGCAGUCAUUGACAGAGUUACAAAACUGAGAAAGGACUUGAUUGAAGGCCGAGAAGAUAAGGAGUUCAUCGAAGAGAACAGCUGGAAGUAUGCUUUGUUAGAGGGUGGGCAGAGAACAGUUGGGGCACAUGAAUGGGAUCCUUUCUUUUCUAAGCUGAAGGACACUAAUGGAGAUUCUGCUUCUUCAUCUGCUGAAGCUGCCAAGAAUUCCUGGAAGAAUGAACAAAGAAGUCAGGCUUGACUUGAGAAUACCUCGCCAAUGAGCAUUGUGUGAGAAACUCAAAAGGGAGCAAUCGAUGUAGAUCUUUCCUGUUUGUAUAUCGACUCCUCGAUGCCGGCCAGGACGACCGGGUGUGUUAGUUUUACUGACAAAGCUUAGAGCACCUACAUUAGUUCUUGUUCAGAUUGUUUUAUUGAACACAAGCAUGUUCUUUAGGAGAGUUGUUAGAUUGGCCUUUGUGAUGGUGGUUGGUGACUAUAAAACGGUACGACAAUGCGAUCUCUCCGAGGAGAGUCGAUAUGUUUGAGAAGACAUGAACCACCAUACUCUUUUUUCCCCUUCGAUACUAAAGCAUCAAUGUCUUGCCUUCAAC